CAGCCAUCUACCCUGACGCGCGCCUGAGUACUGAAACAAGCUCAACUCCAUGGAGGCUUCACGCAAGCUCUUCGCGGCCGCCCUCCUCGUCGUGCUGCUGCUCGCGGCCACCGAGGAGUUGGGAGGUCCGGUGGUGAUGGCGGAGGCGAGGACGUGCCAGUCGCAGAGCCACCGGUUCAGGGGGCCCUGCGUGCGCCGCUCCAACUGCGCCAACGUCUGCAGGACCGAGGGCUUCCCCGACGGCAAGUGCCGCGGCUUCAGGCGCCGCUGCUUCUGCACCACCCACUGCCACCACCACUGAUACCACGAUUAACCUCUACGUACCUCCGUCGCCGCCGGCCGGCCGGCCCUUUCAUGCCUGCGUCGUCCCUCCACUUUUGUGUGUUGUCCGUCAUUCUGUGUGUCCACGAAUAAAUCUCAGCUUGUCUCUCG
This is a messenger RNA of Lolium rigidum, 432 nucleotides long. Its product is annotated as defensin Ec-AMP-D2-like. The coding region runs from base 50 to 301 and encodes 83 amino acids. The transcript is spliced from 2 exons. Lineage: Eukaryota; Viridiplantae; Streptophyta; Magnoliopsida; Poales; Poaceae. Gene Ontology annotation, biological process: defense response. The record is from RefSeq and is a predicted model, not a curated record.